Molecule: messenger RNA, 6738 nt
Organism: Doryrhamphus excisus (bluestripe pipefish)
Lineage: Eukaryota; Metazoa; Chordata; Actinopteri; Syngnathiformes; Syngnathidae
Gene: usf3
Product: upstream transcription factor family member 3
Biological process (GO): positive regulation of transcription by RNA polymerase II; negative regulation of epithelial to mesenchymal transition
Molecular function (GO): RNA polymerase II transcription regulatory region sequence-specific DNA binding; protein dimerization activity; DNA-binding transcription activator activity, RNA polymerase II-specific
Source: RefSeq, a predicted model, not a curated record
UGUCACCUCUGUAGUACCGCCUCUUUCUGCAGCGAGAUUGUUUUGAGCUCUGUUGAUUAUGCUGCUAGCUAUAUAGCUAGCAAGCAGCUAGAUUCCAAACAUUAAGUUGUGAGAGGGACAGGCACUUUUGAAAAUGUCCAAAUUACAGCAGGAGCACAGGAAGGAUCUAAGGUCAACCUGGUGAAAGUGUUGACUGGUACCUAACAGACAGGCAACUGUUGGAAAGGAUGCCAGAGAUGACUGAUACUGAGACAGCUGGUCGCAAACCAAAAAAGAAGAAAAACAAAGAAUCUCACAAUGCAGUUGAGAGACACAGAAAAGAGAAGAUAAAUGCUGGAAUCAAUCGCAUUGGUAAUCUUUUGCCUUGCUCACAAGCACUUAAACAGAGUAAGAAUAUGAUUCUGGACCAGGCCUUUCGCUACAUCACUGAGUUGAAGAAACAGAAUGAUGCAAUGCUGCUGGAGGGCGGCGACAAAGUCCAAGCGGAGGAAAUCCGACGACUGCGGCGUCAGCUGGAGGAGCUUCGCAAGGAGAGCGCUCAUUACAUUGAGCUCCUCAAAGCCCACGACAUCAACCUUCUGGAGGACCCCACCGUACACUGGAAGGGGAAGCAGCGCUGUGCCAAGGUGGCAAAAGUGACUCCCACCCAUCAGCUUCCCAAAGGAAUAAUCGUCUAUUCCAAUGGCAAUGUGGCCUCAGGAAAGGAAGCGAGUCCUGGCAAACAACCGUCUGACACUCUUAUUCUUCAACCCCCCUCUGAGGUCAGCACAAGGUUAAGGGUGAAUGGAACCUUGCUGCAAGUUGAACCUUCUUCCACCGCUGCAACUGUCCCACCCUGCCAGUCCACAACGGGCCUUACUGUGGUGGAGCAGAUCCCGGUCGUCCCCUCUUUGCCGCCAUCUGUGUCCUACAUCACACUGCAGCUCCCGACGCAUCCCAACAUGGCUACUUCAGCAUGCCCCGUCCUCACUCAAAGCACGCCUGUGUCCAGCAUCGCCACACCGGUUCAGACCGUCACCACAGCAACAGGCCUGCAGGACCCGACGGCCAGGACUGCAGGUUACACCGCCAUCCGCAACAGUCAAGCCCUCCUUAGGGCGGGAGCCGCCGGUAGCACGCAAACCACAUGGACGACCCUGCAGAUGGCGGGCAACACGGUGCAGCCUGUCUGCCAAAGUCUAGGCAGCACCACCCCGGCUGUCCACCAGGUGACGGUGUGUCCUCCUCCUGUUCAGCCCAUUCAGAUACACAUGCAGCCCCCUGUGCAACAAGCCCCCAUCUCUGCCCACAUUCAAGCCAGAACACCCCAGCUACGACCUGCCAUCCAGACGGUCCUCGCCCCCCAACCUCAAUGUGCCCGGCUGCCGCAGUCGGCCAUCGUACCUCAGCCAGCUGUCGUAGCCCACCCCGCCAUCGUCACUCAGCCCCAGCCUGCUGUGCUCCAGCCUGCUUCGUUAGUUCCCCACCCUCCUGCUGCCCUCCUUCCUCAAGCUCAGCCGGUGGUGCCUCAGCAGCAGUCCGCCGUGGUCCCCCUCCUGCAGACCAUGCAGGUGCUGCAGGUCAACCCCAGCGGGGCAACAGCCUCGGCGCCCCAGAACACCAACAACGCCAGUGUGGUCAUCCUGCAGCAGGCCAAUUCCUGCCCGAGCCAGCCGGCCAUAAGAGAAGAUAAGCCGACGCCCUGUCAGCACAUUGUCAUCAUCCAGGCCCCCAAUCAAGCUUCCCCCCCUCAGAACCCCCAGAUGGGCUUGGUGCCUGCCUCCUUACCUGCGGCGUCCACUCAAACCCCCAGCAGCUCCACAGCAACUGUACAAAGUGUAGGCGGCAAGCAGCUGGUGCACAUUCUGCCACGCCCGGCUCAGCCUACAGUGAGCCACCCUCCACAGCCCAGCCAGGCGGCCACCGGCCCAGGGGUCCAGGCCCCCCCACAGACCAUCACUGUGAAUGGGCAGGUGUUCGCCCUGCAGCCCAUGAAGACACCAGACAAAAACACCUCACAGGGCUGCCAAAGUACAAUCCAACUGGUGCAGCCCACCACCACAGAGGAACCGACGACCAACAGUUUGGGGGCCCUCAGCAGUCUGAACCAGAGCAUCUCUCAGGGCCUUCCACUUACCAUUGCUAGCCAGAGCAACGGUGUCCAACCUCCGGCUGCUACAUCAACAGCGGUCCAACAGCAGCAGUAUGCCGCUCCUCGGGUGGUCCCCGUAAACGCUGUGAAACCGGGACUGGUGCCGAGUGCUCCGAAACCUGCAGGAAAGAGGCUCAGGACUUCUCUCCACACUAAGCGGUCUGCAGCUAAAAGGACCAAAGCACCGAAGAAGAGUGAAGUCAGCCAGGCGAGUGCAGACAUUCCACCCGUGGCCGCCACCUCCAUUACGUUGAGCGGUGACCCCGGAGAAAGUGCCACCUCCACACAGACUGUUUUACCUAGUAAACCUCAGCCACAAAGUGGGGGCUCUGUCGGCGCCACUCAGAGUGACGUCAGUCGGACCGACGCCACUGUGACACAAACCGCAGUAGUCAGCGCAACAUCAGCUAAGCCUCCAGUGAGUAAGGUCGCCAACGAAAAAACAUCUGCAUCUUCAAGCAGCGACUCAGCGGUUGUCGACUCAGGUGUGAAACCACCAGCCACCACCGCAGCAACUCUCACUACGCAAAGCAAGAUGGCGCCCCCUUCUGCUGGGCCUAAACAGAGCAGAUGUGUGGUCACGUCCGCUUGUCCUCCUGCAGUCUGCACCACAGCAGCGUCCAUCACUCAGAACACGGCAACCAGCUCAGCAUCUUGUCCUCAGCGAGGUGACAUCACAGACCCUCUGCCGUGUCAUAAGCCCCCCCCCUCUUCCACAGGCACCGCCCCGUCUUCAUCCGUCAGCUCCAUCACACCCGCAACCACCACUUCAGAGUUGAGGAAAGGAGUCACAUCCACCCGAGUGGAGCAGCCAGAAAUCAAAGUACCUGACCCCCCAGCAAAGACCAGGCAGCUUCAGGAAGAACGACCGGUCACAGCAGCAGAGACCACAUCCGACGCAACGUCGAAGAAAGAAUUUGCACUCCCUCACGGGGUGUACACCAACCUGGACGAGCAAGCGAUGGAGCACCCCGCGAGGACAGACUCUCCCAUGUCCUCGGUGGCAGGGGGGGGCCGAGGUUUCUCAGUGGCCUCCAUGCUCCCCCAGGGUCACAGCAUGAGCGCCUCCUCCACCUCCUUUGGCACCUUUACCUUCACCUCCGAGCAGGCCGAGAUGUUAGCCCUGGCCAUGCUGGAGCAGGAUAGUCCCGGGAGGAGGACUGGAAGCUGUGCCGGGAGCGACACGACACCAAGCAACAACACCGCAUCAACCAACAGCACCGCAGCCGCUUGGGAGACCCCCAAAGCGUCCUCAAGUAAAGACAAAGCGUCCACCGUGCAGCAGGCGAAAGUCAGCAAGCCCGUGGACGCCGUUAAAGCUCCAGUUCAAGGGUCCAUCAGAGGGCAGGCUGGAGAUGUUUCGGUCAGUGGGACGAGUGGAAGCAGACACCCACAGAACCCGACUCAUCACAUGUCAUACUCCCAGCCCCAGUCCCUCCCUCAGGUCCAGACUCAAAGCGGCACCGUGGCCAGCCUCAGCAUCAACAACCUGAUCAGACCCAGCCCUUCCCAGCAGCCCUACCCCGCCUCUCCCAGUCUGGCGGCUCAGCAGGCGGCCUCACCCGCUGCCGCCGCCGCCGCCUCCAUCCACAUAUCUCAAGCCUCCAACAACUCACCCUGCCCCGGUGCGGCCCAGGUCAGCGAGUACACCCCCAUGAAGACGGCCCUACUGAGGGCUCAGGCUGAGCGCCAAGUCAAGAUCAUCUCCAAGCGGCAGGCCCAGGAGGAGGCCAUGCUCAACACGGGGAAGCGAGCCAAGCCUUGCCCCCCGCCGCCGCCCACUGUGGGCCACAUGGAUGUCAAGGCAGACCACAGCCAGAUGAUGGCGGCACAGCUGCCCCCCUCAUCCUCAGCCAUGGCUCGGAUUCAUCCCGAAGGCUCGCUUUUCCCUGCUAACUCGUUCAUGAGUCCGGUAGUCCGAGCCGCCGACGGCCACUGUCCCCCUGAGCAGAACCAAUCUGGAGUACUCCACCUGCCCCAAGUUCAUCCACAGCAUCCUCCACCCCAGCCUGGACAGCACCUGGGUGGGAACAUCUACAUGAAACAGCAGCAGCAGCAGCAGCAGGAGCAACAGAGGCACCAUCUUUACCACCUGCAACACCACCUGACUCAGCCUGACGCCGCACAGCGACACUCACUCCACCAGAGGGCGCUGCAGGAGCAGCAGCAGCAAAAGAAGCGAGGGCUCAUACGAGGCGGGCAGACCGGGUCGCCCGCUGGCAUGCAGCAGAAGCAGCAUCACCUGGAAAAGCAGCAGCAGCAGCAGCACUCGCAUCAGCAACAGGCUGCACAUCAGCAUGCUCAGCAGCAGCAGCAGCAGCAGCAGCAUCCGCCGCAUCCUCAGCAGCAGCAGCACCAAGCAUCUCAUCCUCAGCAGCACCAAGCACAUCAAGCGCAGCACCAACAACACCAUCAACAGCUGCAGCAGAACCCCCACCCCAGACACCAGCAGCAUCUCCAGCAGCAGAUACAACAACACUUCAGACACCAGGAGAAGAGCUGCGACGCCCAGGCUGCUGGAGCCAGAGCCCACCACAGCAACCAUCUGGCCCAGCAGGACCACCUCAAGCAGGGUCAGGACCAUAGCGCCAUGCAGAGGAUGAUGAGUUCAAGGACUCUGGAGCAGCAGCAGCUCAUCUCGCCGCCCAGCAACCCCGUCUCGCGUCCCUCCGAGCUGUCCUGCGUUCCAUCGCGCCAGGAGCGCCACCGCGUGUCCAGCUACUCUGCGGAGGCGCUCAUCGGGAAAAGCUCGACGAGCGGCGAGCAGCAGCAGCGCCUGGCUCUUCACCAGCAGCCGGGCCGCCCCGCAGCCCAGGACCAGAGCGACCUGCGAGCGUACAUGGACACCACGCGAGCCAAGGCCAGCAUGGCGCACAACCCCCAGAACCGCCUCCCCUCGGAGCAGCACCCAGCUGACAUUCAGAGGGUCUCGGAGUGCCCCCCCUUCAAGGCCAUGGCGGCAGGGGGACAUCAGCUCAGCGGCUUUGAGGCGCAAGUUUCACGCAGCAGCGACAUGGCCCCCAAGUCCGGCCCCUCCUCACAGCGGGGACCUCAGGGCCAGCAGCAGGGGACGUUCAGAAUGGGUGUCGGCCCCCCGGCUGACGGCAGGAACCGCUACACUGGCGUCCAUCUUGGCUCUCAGGGCCCACAAGGUGACGCCUGUCACCAGACCUUCAUGCAGAGCCUCCUGUCCCCCCACCUGCCCGAGCACAGCAACCACCAGAGGGCGGCCCAGUGCUGCCCCCCUGUCAGCAUGGAGUACGCCUGCGUGCCUUCGUCAGCGGACAUCCAGGCGGCAAAGACUUCCAGCCCCAGUGGGCCCCCCAGCCAGAAGGCCUCGGCCAUGAGGCUGUCUGAGGGUAACAAAGGUCACAUCUCUCAGGUGAACGCCAGCAUGCACGGGGCCGUACGAGCGGGCGUGGCUCACCCUCCAACGCCUCACAGCAGCUCUGAGCCCGGUCGCCCGGCCGCCCCCUCGAGGCCGCCCCCGGCCAUCAGCCAGCAUUCUCGCCACAUUGCCCGGGACCCUCAGAAUGCCAAACUGAGACCGGGCGAGAGGCCCAGAUCGGGAACUCUACGACCCGCUCACUCCUUUGAGGGUGAGGGCCACCUGCCGGGGGGGGUGCUGCUGGGCCGGCCUCAGCCUCCCCCUGGGGGAGAGGGGAGACGCAGCGCCAUUGUCCGCUUCAUGGCAGACGGCAGUCAGCCGCCCAGUGACAACAACCUGGUGCCUGAACAACACCUGACGCAAAACUUUGGCUUCCCCUUUAUCCCGGAGGGCGGCAUGAACCCCCCGCCGCCCAUCAACGCCAACUCUACCUUCAUCCCGCCGGUUAGUCAGCCCAGUGCUUCCCGCACACCCUCCCUCCUGCCUGUGGAGCCGCCCCAGAACACCUUACCCUCCUUCUACCCGUCCUACUCGCCUGCCGCCCACCCCAGCCUACCCAGUGACGUCACCCUGCAGUACUUCUCCAACCAGAUGUUCACCAGCCCCACGGCCGACAAGGCCAGCGCCCCCCCGCCGCCGCCCCUCAACAACCGCUUCGGCUCCAUCCUGUCGCCGCCGCGUCCGGUGGGCUUCGCUCAGACCAGCUUCCCCCUGUUGCCCGACAUGCCCCCGAUGCCCAUCGCAAACUCAUCGGGCAUCACGCCUCACAUCUCCAACUUCAGCCUCACCUCGCUCUUCCCGGAGAUCGCCACAGGGAUGCCCGCCGACGGCUCCUCCAUGCCCAUGUCGCCUCUGCUGUCCCUCGCCAACGCCUCCUCCGCCGACGCCGGUAAGCAGCCCAACAGGCCCGCCCACAACAUCAGCCACAUCCUGGGACAUGACGGAAGCUCGGCCGUCUGAAGGAGGACAAAGCGUGCAGCGUUUUACGUGACUAACUUAUAUCACACCAUGGAUUUGUAAAUAUACAAUUUUCAUAUCAGAGCUUAGAUUGUGUAUUUGUAAAUACUAAAUAAAGUUUAUAAGAGAACGUUCAAUGCAAACCUUUUUCUGUCCACUGGAGGGAGCCACAGUAAAAUGUAAUAAAGUAAUAUGGACGGAUCUAUCAAUGCAAUAAUGUCCACAAAAUGCAAUCACCAUGAUUAAUGUGGACAUUCACUCA